Molecule: messenger RNA, 2198 nt
Organism: Zea mays
Lineage: Eukaryota; Viridiplantae; Streptophyta; Magnoliopsida; Poales; Poaceae
Exons: 12
Coding region: 559-2037 (492 amino acids)
Biological process (GO): glutathione biosynthetic process
Cellular component (GO): cytosol
Molecular function (GO): glutathione synthase activity; ATP binding; glutathione binding
Source: RefSeq, a predicted model, not a curated record
UUUUUUUGCAUGUAGUUACGUGACUAAUGACUGGGUGAAUGGAUGAGACGGGUUCCUCAAUCCUGAAUUCCUGACUCUUGCUUUUGUGUGUGUGUGUGUGGACGUUGUCAUUUCUUUUGUGUUAAAGCACUGGAUGGAUCCGGAUAUUGUUGUGCAAAAAGAAAAAAGUCAAGUCACUGACAAAUUUCUAGCCAAUACUUUAAGAAAGGAAACUAAUCGAAAUCUAGCUAAUUAUUUAUAAGGAAUCUCUAUCUCUCUAUUGUUCUGUUGUUGAAAAGGCGUACAUAAAAACUUUUUCUUUGUACCCAACUUCCGAUCCGAUGGUGCGACUGCGAGUGCGAGGAGGCGAUUGGUAAUGGCACACACUUUUUUUUAUAAAGAUACGGGUAGCCAAUUUGACUUGGCCUGCCAGUUCCGCGCAGCCCCCUCCAAAUCCAUCGAUAAAACACACAAUAAAUCAAUAAUAACCAGAGAGUCAGUUUGCGUGGAUUGCCAUCGCCCCUUCCUCCACCUCUGCGCUCCACCACCUAAUAAUUGAUUCCACUGCCAAUACCUGCGAUGAGUGCCGCCAUGCCGCCGGCGAUGGACCCCGCGGCGGCGGGGGAGAUGGCGCGGGAGGCCGCCGCGUGGUGCUCGCUGCACGGCCUCGUCGUCGGGGACCGCGCCGACCAGAGAUCAGCAACGGUCCCUGGUGUUGGUUUGGUCCAUGCUCCAUUCUCCUUGCUCCCAGCACAUUUUCCAGAGUCCUUUUGGAGGCAGGCGUGCGAGCUCGCUCCCGUUUUUAACGAGCUUGUGGACCGUGUUAGCAUGGACGGGAAUUUCUUGCAGAAUGCUUUGUCCAAAACAAGGCAGGUUGAUGAUUUCACAUCUAGGCUCUUGGAAAUUCACAGGAAAAUGAUGGAAAUAAAUAAGGAAGAGAAUAUUCGCUUGGGGUUGCACCGAUCAGAUUAUAUGCUGGAUUCAGAAACAAGUUCUCUUCUUCAAAUAGAGCUCAACACCAUUUCAGCAUCAUUUCCUGGGCUUGGUUCCUUAGUUAGUGAUCUUCACAGGUCCUUAAUUAAACAAUAUGGGACUUCUUUAAGUCUAGAACACAAGAGGGUUCCUGCAAAUGCGGCUAGCACUCAAUUUUCUGAAGCAUUGGCCCAAGCAUGGUCUGAGUUUAAUAUUGACAGUGCUGUAAUUAUGAUGAUUGUUCAGCCAGAAGAGAGAAAUAUGUAUGAUCAAUACUGGCUUUCCAAACAUUUGCAAGACUCACAUGGCAUAACAACUAUAAGGAAAACCUUAUCGCAGGUGGAAGCGGAAGGCCAGGUUCUCCCAGAUGGAACUCUUCUUGUAGGUGGCCAGAAAGUUGCUGUAGUGUAUUUUAGAGCUGGCUAUGCACCAAAUGAUUACCCUUCAGAAGCAGAAUGGAGUGCAAGACUUAUGAUGGAACAAUCAUCUGCUGUGAAGUGCCCUUCAAUAUCAUAUCAUUUAGUGGGAACCAAAAAGAUACAACAAGAACUAGCAAAGCCUAAUGUGCUUGAAAGGUUCCUUAAAAGUGAGGAAAUUGACAAGGUUCGCAAAUGUUUUGCUGGCUUAUGGAGUUUGGAUGACGAAUAUAUUAUAAAAACUGCAGUGGAAAAACCUGAGUUGUUUGUAUUGAAGCCUCAACGUGAAGGCGGAGGGAACAACAUCUACGGUCUUGAUUUGAGGGAAACGCUUGUCAGACUACAGAAGGAAGGAGGGGAUGCGCUUGCAGCCUACAUACUGAUGCAAAGAAUCUUCCCAAAAGCUUCUCCUGCUUAUCUCGUUCGUGGUGGUGUUUGCCACGAGGGUCUUGCAAUUUCUGAGCUUGGAAUAUAUGGAGCUUAUCUGCGUAACAAAGAUAAAGUGGUGAUCAAUGAGCAAUGUGGUUACUUGAUGCGAACGAAGGUUUCUUCAUCAGACGAAGGUGGCGUAGCUGCAGGGUUUGCUGUUUUGGAUAGCUUAUACCUGACUGGCAAGGUGAUGUUUCAGUCGAUCGACCUUUUUACCCAUCAUUUUUGUUUGGACAGAUAAACAGUUUCUGAACGAUAUAUCUUGUUUUAAGUGUUGUAGACUGAUUUUAAGCAGUCUCAAAAUCUGUUGUUCACUCUUGUUAGUGCUGUUAGAAAACCCUGGAUGAAAUGUAUGUAUUUCAUGUAACCAAUGAGAUUUUAGAAAGUCUUUUUUCAUCCAAA